AUGAAAGGACGCAUCGUUGUUGUCAAGGAAUACGGCAAACCCUUUGAGAUCCAAGAGUACGACGUUCCGGAACCCCAACCCGGAGCAGUCCUCCUCCGCAUGACCCAGGCCGGCAUCUGCGGUUCCGACCUCCACACCUGGCGCGGUGACCAGACCCAGGAGCACAAUCCGCUGCCCGAAACCGGCCGCGUCAUGGGACACGAGGGCACCGGCGUCAUCGAGCACCUGGGAGACGGGGUGACUUCCGAUUACUGGGGCACCGAUGUGAAGGAAGGCGACCGCGUGGUGUAUGCCGCCGUGUUCCCCUGCUACCACUGUCACAUGUGCCUGCGCGGGAACACCAACUGGUGCGCCAAUCGCCAGUAUCCCGCCGCCGGCAACUGGCCCUACUUCACCGGCACCUACGGCGACUUCCUGUACCUUCCGCCGCGACACCCCUUCUUCCGCGUCCCCGACGAACUCCCUGAUAGCAUCCUCGGACCGGUCAACUGUGCCAUGGGCACCGUGACCACCGGCCUGGAGCGAGCCGGCAUGGCCCACGGCCAAUCUGUGGUCAUCAUGGGCGCCGGCGGCCUGGGCAUCCACGCCACCGCCAUGGCCAAGGAACGCGGCGCCGACCGCGUUAUCGUGCUGGACCGCCUGGAGAAUCGCCUGGCUCUCGCCGAGGAGUUCGGCGCCGACGACACCAUCAACAUCGAGGAGUUCAACACGCCCGAAACCCGCGUCCGCCGGGUCCGUGAGUUGACCCGCGGCCGUGGCGCCGACGUGGUCAUGGAGCUGGUCGGUCGCGCCGACCUGCUCAAGGAAGGCAUUGACAUGCUGUCCAACGGCGGCACGUUCGUCGAAAUCGGCGACAUCGUGCGCGGCCAGGAAGUGUCAAUCGACCCGUCGAAGCUCCUGCAGGGCAAGAACAUCGUGGGCAGCCUGAUGUAUCGCCCGUCGCUGCUCCCUGAACUGCUGGACUUCCUCGUCCGCAACCAGGAGAACCUACCCUUCCACAAGUUGGUAUCGCACACGUUCCCCCUGGCGGAUGUCAACGAAGCCUUCACGGCGGCGGAGUGGAGCCAGCGCCAGACGGAGAUUACGCGAGCGAUGCUGGUGCCGUAG
Molecule: messenger RNA, 1107 nt
Organism: Geodia barretti
Lineage: Eukaryota; Metazoa; Porifera; Demospongiae; Tetractinellida; Geodiidae
Source: the annotation of a GenBank genome assembly